Messenger RNA from Mucor mucedo, 1052 nucleotides. RefSeq names its product 3-hydroxyacyl-CoA dehydrogenase. Gene Ontology annotation, molecular function: NAD+ binding; (3S)-3-hydroxyacyl-CoA dehydrogenase (NAD+) activity. Gene Ontology annotation, biological process: fatty acid beta-oxidation. Gene Ontology annotation, cellular component: mitochondrion. The record is from RefSeq and is a predicted model, not a curated record. Bases 90 to 1052 code for a protein of 320 amino acids. NCBI's taxonomy places the organism in Eukaryota, Fungi, Mucoromycota, Mucoromycetes, Mucorales, Mucoraceae. The transcript has 3 exons.
GUGAAAAUGCAUGUUUUUUUAAAGUCUAUUACAAUUUUUUUUAUAAAAGUUUGGUUUUCUCUUUUCUUCUUCUGAUAUUUUUUAAAAAAAUGAUGUCCCUUGCCAAAUUAUCGAAGACCAUUAGUACCCGAUCAUUCUCUACUUCCUCCAUGCUUUUAAAGGAUAUUAAACAUGUUACUGUGAUUGGUGCUGGUUUGAUGGGUUCUGGUAUCGCUCAGGUCACAGCUCAAGCCAAAUAUAACGUUACCAUGAUUGACACUACCGAUGAAGCCCUUGCCAACGGUAAGAAGAUCAUCUCUGCCUCAUUAAAGCGCGUCGCCCGUAAGAAGUUUGCCGAUGAUGAAGCCAAGCAAACAGAAUUUAUCAACCAAAUCUUAUCCUAUGUUACACUUUCAAAGGAUGCUGAAGGCACUGUCAAGAAUACCGAUUUAGUGGUGGAGGCUAUUGUUGAAAACAUCAAUGUCAAGCAAAAGUUAUUCAGCUCUCUUGAUAAGGUUGCCCCUGCCUCCACUAUCUUUUGUUCCAACACCUCAUCUCUUCCCAUUUCCCUCAUUGCUGAAGCUACUUCUGAUGCCAGAAAGGAACGUUUCGCCGGUCUCCAUUUCUUUAACCCUGUCCCUGCCAUGAAGCUUGUUGAAAUUGUUCGUACCCCUAAUGUCUCUGACGAAGUUUACAACACUUUGUUCGAAUUCACAAAGAGUGUUGGAAAGACCUCUGUUUCUUGUAAAGAUACACCUGGCUUCAUUGUCAACCGUCUUCUUGUCCCUUAUGCUAUGGAGGCUUUCCGUAUCAUUGACCGUGAAGAAGCUUCCGUUGCUGAUGUUGAUACCGCCAUGAAGUUAGGUGCUGGUAUGCCUAUGGGUCCCUUGGAACUUUCUGACUUUAUUGGUUUGGAUACAAUGAAGUUCAUUGUUGAUGGUUGGGCCAAGGAAGGAUCUAUUGACCCUGCACUUACUAGAGCCUCCAAGACUUUAGAUAAGCUUGUCAGCGAAGGUAACUUGGGUCGUAAGUCUGGCAAGGGUUUCUAUGAUUAUACAAAAAGCAAAUUAUAA